Molecule: messenger RNA, 414 nt
Organism: Hydatigera taeniaeformis
Lineage: Eukaryota; Metazoa; Platyhelminthes; Cestoda; Cyclophyllidea; Taeniidae
Source: the annotation of a GenBank genome assembly
GGAUGUGCCAAAUUACGUCGUUUAUUGGCUCUGAGGGUGCGUCAAGACUUCCCCAGUCUCCUUCCUCAUGCAUCUCUUUUUGAUGGAAAAGAGGUGGCAAUUGGAUCUGAAUUUUCUGCGGGCACUUUUGUUCCGCAUUCACCACCACCAUCACCACCACCACUGCCACUACCGUCGCCACCGUCUCUGUCCACAUCACGAAUCGCCUUCACAGCAGAGAGCUUGCCGGCAUGUCGCAUGGACCGACCUGAUCUUUAUGAGGCGCGCCAGUGCAACGCUCUUGAUUGUUUUUGCGUAAACGUCACCACCGGCGUCUUUCUGCCUGGCACGCGAACCAGCAUUGAGGAUCUGGUCGAUUGUAGCACCGGUAGGAUCAAAACCCUUUUCUGCACACUGGCUCUUUUUACUGCAUAA